This is a messenger RNA of Arachis stenosperma, 1083 nucleotides long. RefSeq lists its product as uncharacterized. Lineage: Eukaryota; Viridiplantae; Streptophyta; Magnoliopsida; Fabales; Fabaceae. The transcript has a single exon. The record is from RefSeq and is a predicted model, not a curated record. Gene Ontology annotation, biological process: DNA repair; telomere maintenance. The coding region runs from base 1 to 1083 and encodes 360 amino acids. Gene Ontology annotation, molecular function: DNA helicase activity.
AUGACUAACAAAUUAGCAUUUGAAGCGCUCGAUAGGACGUUGCGUGAUAUAAUGGUUUCGGUCUUUGAUAGGAAUAAAGAUUUACCUUUUGGUGGGAAGGUUGUCGUUCUGAGUGGUGAUUUCAGGCAGGUCUUGCCAGUUAUUCCAAAAGGUUUGCAUAUUGAGAUUGUGAUGGCUUCCAUAAAUUCUUCUGUCGUUUGGAAAUAUUGUGAAGUUUUGCGACUGACAAAAAAUAUGAGGUUAGCAAUCGGAUCGGAACAAUCAACUGCUCAGGAGUUAAGGUCGUUUUCAGAUUGGAUACUUCAAAUCGGUGAAGGUCGAUGUGGAACAGUGGUCAACGAUAAAAUUUUUGUUGAUAUUCCUUCUGAUCUAAUCAUUCCUGUCUUGGAAAAUCCAGUGGAAGAUAUUGUAAAUACAAUCUACCCGAAUUUGGUUCAGAAUUUUCGUGAUCCAAGUUUUUUCCAAGAUAGGGCAAUACUCGCUCCGACUGUCGACAAUGUUGAAGAGAUAAAUGAUUAUAUAGUUGACUUGUUGCCCGGUGAGGAGAAAAAUUAUCUCAGUGCUGAUUCGAUAUGUGGUAGUGAUGCCUAUUCUGAUGUUGAUGUCGAUUGGAUAACUGUUGAAUUCUUGAAUCAGAUUAGGUGUUCUGGUCUACCUAAUCAUUCGUUGAAGUUGAAAAUAGGCGUGCCUAUUAUUUUGUUGAGGAAUAUUGAUCCGGAUGGGGGUUUGUGUAAUGGGACUCGACUUGUUGUGCGAGAUCUAGGGACAAAUGUGAUCGGUGUAGAUAUUGUUUCUGGUAGCAAUGUUGGGGACAAAGUUUUUAUCACCAGAAUGAAUAUGAUUCCUAGUGAUACGGUUAUACCGUUUAAAUUCCAAUGCCGUCAAUUUCCGGUUUCUCUGUCGUUUGCGAUGACAAUCAACAAAAUCCAGGGUCAGACAUUAUCAACAGUCGGUUUGUUCUUGUGUCGUCCUGUGUUUUUUCACGGUCAACUUUAUGUAGCUCUUUCCCGAAUUAGGAAUAGAAAUGGUCUUAAGAUUUUACUUUGUGAUGAAGGAUUAGUUGAUGCUGCUAUGCUAUUUUGA